Molecule: messenger RNA, 4504 nt
Organism: Agrilus planipennis (emerald ash borer)
Lineage: Eukaryota; Metazoa; Arthropoda; Insecta; Coleoptera; Buprestidae
Exons: 2
Coding region: 1901-4354 (817 amino acids)
Source: RefSeq, a predicted model, not a curated record
UGCAUAGAGUAUAACAAACCUUCAAGUAUUACAUCCAAAUUUUGCAGCUCGACUCUUUGCCCUUCCAACUUUCCAAUACCAGAAAUGUCCUGGUUUGAAUGAUUUGGUUUUUUAGCAGGAUUGGAACCCAAUGAACUAUCAUCAUCAUCGCUGUCGAAUGUUUUCAGUUUUUGUUUCUUCUUAAUCUUAAAUGUAACGCAAUAAUUAUAAUUUAUUACACAAAAUAACAUAGUCAAGUGCAAUGUAAUUAUAAGAAAAGUAGUGUGUUUAUCAAUGUUGUACAACAUUCAUAAUAAUAAUAGGUAAUACGUAUUACCUCAACUUUAUCUUCAUCAGAAUCUGAACUGAGAAGAUGACGCGAAAGUGGUACAUAGCUUCCCUCUAUCUGGAAUAAUAUUAUAAGAUAAUUGGAAAAAAAUACUUAAAUAAAUACGAAUUAUUAUGUAAACUACUCAUUAUGACAAUUAAAAGUAAACAAUUUUAAUAUUAAAGGAAAAAAAUAUGAAUGAAGUCAACCACACACCUUUCUUCUUGUCAAUUUGCUCUUAUUUUUUGCUACUUGUUCUUCCAUUUUCUUAUCAUCAAUAAGCUGUUUGUGCUGUUCGGACUUUUGUAUAUUUUUUCCAGAAUUUUGAUUAGUGUCAGAUAUUAUAAUUACUCUUCUUGGUGAUAACAAACUGUCCAUUACUUUUAAUUUUUUUUUCUAAUAUUGACACACGUGCUAAACAAUUUCAAAAAAAUUAUUAGGUUAUGGUCAUGAGGAUUCGUUAGAAUCCGUGAGAAAUAUAAUCACACUUAAUUAAUUACAGCUUCUUACAUAGACAAAUGUUUUAAAUUUUAUUACCUGCAAUUUCUGCUACAACGACAUCAUAACACUUCCAACCUCCCUUAGGUUUUUUACCGCAUCGCCACUCAACAACAUAGGACUCAUCUGGGUCUUCACAAACAUUAAAUUCUUCGAUAUUGAAGUUUCUAAUCCAAGUUAUAGGAACGCCUGGAGUAUAUUUUCCUUUAUCUUCACCAUCCAGCCAUUUUACUAACGCGAACUUAGGUGGAUCCAUUAUUAUUGAAAUAGAUAUUUGAAACCACCCGGUCUUAAAUGAAGAUAUUAUUGAUAGUUUUUAUGCAAUUUGAUAAAAGGAAAUAGAUUCAAAUAUUAUCACCAAACUUUAAUACAAUUAUGAAUAUUUACUUAGACAUAUAAUCACACUUAAAUAUUAGCUUAUAUAGUUACACUUUCACAUAAAAUAUCCAGUUGGCGUCAAAAUUAAAGAAGUAUCCACAAUACAAAAACGUUAUGAAUAACUACACAUUCAGCACGUCAUACGCACGUUUCAACAUGUAUACUUAUUACUAAACAAAUCGUCUGCGCAUGAUCAGUAUCGCAGUGACAAAGAAAGCGCAAGAUGUGUUAGCCCUACUAUCCAUGGUUAAUUCCGUCAUUCUCUGUUUCUCUUUAUCAAUUCCUUAACGUUCACAAAACAAAAGCGAGCGCGAAUUUCAACUGGACACUGUUUAAUAGAAAAAUUAAAUUAAAGAGGUUUUAACUAAAUAAAGUAAGACUUUAUUUUAAGGUUGACUGUAAUGAUUCAUGAUCAUAUUUUUAAUCAAAGUGUAAUAUAUAACAGUGCAAAUUGUUGUCAGUAAUGAAUUCAUCCAAUUCUUUCCGUGUUUCGAGAAGAAGACGAGCAUACCGAUUAUACGAAUCAUUUGGGAAUACAGAAUCUAUUCCCGACAGAACAAGGAGAUAUUGGGCAAAAAAGAGACGUGAUGAAAGGUACGUAAAUAUACAAUGUGGCCAUUACAAUCAUUCUGAUUUUGAUAUCUAAAUUGCAGGGAAAGUUUAGCAGGAAAUGAUGAUCAAUGUGAGGUUAUUAAUGAAGAUCUUAAUGCUUCUGAUAUGCAUGAAUUUGAGCUACCAACUGAUCCAGUAAACAAUGUAGCCUCUACUUCUUUGAAUCACGAUCAUAACCGAUCUAAUGCAUCACAUCAGAAUGAGGAAAACAUCGUAUUUUCAGAUGAGAAUUCAAUUCAUGAUAAUGAAUCUAAUGAUUCUACAAGUGAUGAAGAAACUGCAUCAAUAAAUAACAAUGUGAACAUGUCAGAUUCGUUCAGUGAAAAUUUAGAUUCAUCAACACCCCAACAUUCACCAUUACGUUAUUCCGAAUUUUCGAUGGAUGUUUUAAUCCAAACUUUAUUAGUGAUUGCAUCAAAACUUCGUCAUAAUUUAACUUAUGCUGCAACUGAAUCUAUGAUGAACGUAAUUGAGGCUUUAUCUGAGUCACCAACUACACAUAAUUCCAAAUAUUAUUUUAAGAAGAUCAUGUCAAGAUUCUCACAGCUAAUGAGUAUUCAUCAUUUAUGCUGUCAUUGUGGACAUUACAUAGGAGCACAUGCCGAAAUUGUAAGAAAUGCUGAAGAAUUAUUCAAUUGUACAGAGUGUCACAAAACUAUUAGUACUACUGUUGAUACAGCAUCUGGAGAUAUUUUUAUAUACAUGAAUUUAAAGGACCAACUGCGUGAUAUUUUAGAGUUAUCGCGUGAUGGUGAUUUAUAUUAUGAUAGUCGUCAAAAAAUUAAUAAUCACGCCAUUGAAGAUAUAUUUGAUGGUUCUUCAUACAAAAAAAAUAACAGCCAAAAUAUGAUUAGUAUCAACUUUAGUCUGGACGGUGCAUCAAUAUUUGAGCAUUCAGAUUUUUCUAUUUAUCCAUUAUUAUGCACGCUGAAUGAAUUGUCACCUCGACAACGUGGACAGAACAUAAUGUUGGUAGCACUAUGGUUCGGCAGAGGGAAGCCGAAAUCUAUGAAUAACUUUCUCAAACCUUUUAUAAAUGAAACAAUAGAUUUAUAUAAUAAUGGUUUCCAAUAUUCUCGCGAAGGACGACUGUAUACAAAAAAAUGUCGAGUUCUUAUUUGCAUGUGCGACUCAGUCGGAAGACCUCUCAUUCAAAAUUCGACGCAAUAUAAUGGAAACUAUGGAUGUAGUUAUUGCCUUCAUAAGGGCUAUCUAAUUGAUAAAGGAAACGGAAGAGUUCGAGUAUACCCCGUAGAUGAAGAAAGAAAUGGAUAUGGAGACGGGCUUCGUAAUCAUGAAGAUACUCUAUUGCAUGCUGAUGCUUGUGAUAAAGGAAUUAAAGGUUAUUCCAAUUUAUGUGACAUUCCUUAUUUCAACAUAAUUGAUAAUUUUGCCCCAGAUUGGAUGCAUUGUGUUGCAUUAGGCGUAUGUAAACAGUUCGCAAAAUUAUGGUUUGAUUCUCAAUAUCACGAAGAACUUUUUUACGUUGGCCGUCAAACUGCCUUUGUUGACUCUAUUUUAUCAUCUUAUAAGCCAAACAGUGAAAUAUCUCGUACACCACGUGCAAUAUCUGAUAGACUUAAAUGGAGAGCUCAUGAAUGGGCGAUUUGGUUGCUAUUCUACAGUUUACCAAUUUUAAAGUCAGUAUUACCAAAAAAAUAUGUUGAUCACUGGGCAUUACUUGUCAAUAGUAUAUCUAUCUUAUUAGAAACUUCUGUUAUGCGAUCUAAAUUAGUCUUGGCAGAACGAGAUUUACUUCAAUUUGUAAAUGAUGUUCCAACUUUGUACUCUGUAGAACAUGUAUCGUUCAAUAUUCGUCUAUUACUGCAUUUAACAAAUAGUGUAUUCAAAUGGGGACCCCUUUGGACACACAGCAUGUUUCCAUAUGAAGAUUUUAAUAAAGAGUUGAAAUCUUUAGUAAAAAGCUCUCAAGGAGUGUCACUCCAAAUCUGUAAUACUUUUCAACAAAAAUGUGCUUUAGUGCGACUUUAUAACGUUUGCUCAGAAUACCUUUCAGAUAUUCAGAGAAGAUGUUUAAAUAAUAUUUUAAAGAAAAAAGAGCCUCCUCGAAUUUCUUUGAGCUUGUAUGGUGUGUCUGUAAUAGGAGAAUCACUUCCAAUUGAUAUUUUACCGAGAAAUUAUUAUUUAGCAUUACAGAGAAUAAACAUUGCAGUAGAAAGUUCCCAAAAUAUCCAAUAUUUUCGAAGAAUAAUGAUUCAAAAUGAGAUAAUAUGUUCCAAAACGUAUAAAAAAUUUAAAAACAGAAGAAAUUAUGUAGUAAUGUUGAAAAAUUGUGAAAUUUUUGAAAUUGAAGAAUUUGUAGUAAUUACUAUAGGAGAUACACUCGAAUGUUAUGCUUUAGGGAUAUAUUUUAAUGAUUAUCAUCAUAAUGUAUUUGGAACCCCAAUAAACCAUAUGGUUUUUUUGAAUGCAGCAUGUGAAGAUUUAUCAGCUGUAAAUGUUACAAUGAUAAAAGAAAAAGUAACCUUAAUUGAAAUUCCACAAUCAUCAAUACUUGUAUCUUGUAGACAUCCAAAUCACAAUGAAUUUCUCAUGUAACAAAAUUUAAAAAGAACUAAUAAAACAUGUUUUCUAAUAUUAAUUUAUAAAGAGACUUAUGAUUUUUUAAUAUUUUAAUCUAAUAAUACUAAUAGGCAUUGUUAAAUAUAUGCGUAAACCGCUAGAGAAAGCAUCCAUCAAAAUAUUUAU